Molecule: messenger RNA, 1071 nt
Organism: Ustilaginoidea virens
Lineage: Eukaryota; Fungi; Ascomycota; Sordariomycetes; Hypocreales; Clavicipitaceae
Exons: 2
Coding region: 1-1071 (356 amino acids)
Biological process (GO): pantothenate biosynthetic process
Cellular component (GO): mitochondrion
Molecular function (GO): 3-methyl-2-oxobutanoate hydroxymethyltransferase activity; magnesium ion binding
Source: RefSeq, a predicted model, not a curated record
AUGUCGUGCAUCGCUCCCUUUGCACGGUCGUGCGCUCGCUCUGCCUGGCUAUCGCGAACCAGCCCCUCGGCCAGGCUGUCCCUGCAUCAUCGCGCCUCGCUUGCAUCUUCGCUUCCCGCCGGUUCCCGCCCGCCCUCGACAUGGGCUGCUGGCCUCCCCGUCUGCCUCGCCAGGCGAAGCUCCCACUCGCCCAUGGGCGCCGCGCCAGCCAAUCGCCGAAAGAAGGUCACCCUGGGCACGUUGGCCAGUCUCUACAGCAAGGGCGAGCCCAUCACCGUGAUUACCGCGCACGACUUCCCCAGCGCCCACGUUGCCGACCACGCCGGCGUCGACGUCGUCCUCGUCGGCGAUAGCUUAGCCAUGGUCGCCUUGGGCAUGGAAGACACCAGCGAGGUCUUGGUCGAGGAGAUGCUGCUGCACUGCCGGUCGGUGGCGAGGGCGACCAAGAGCGCUUUCACUGUCGGCGAUCUUCCCAUGGGCUCGUACGAGAUUGCUCCGGAGCAAGGACUCGCCACGGCCAUUCGCUUCGUCAAGGAGGGCCGUGUCCAGGGCGUCAAGCUGGAGGGUGGCCGGGACAUGGCACCUACCAUCCGCAAGAUCACCGCCGCAGGCAUUCCUGUCCUCGGCCACGUCGGCCUCACUCCUCAGCGGCAGAAUGCCCUGGGCGGAUUCCGCGUGCAGGGCAAGACUUGCCGUGACGCCGUGGCGGUCCUCCAAGACGCCUUGGCUGUGCAGGAAGCCGGCUGCUUCGCCGUCGUCAUCGAGGCCGUCCCCGCCGGGGUGGCUGCUUUGCUGACGGACAAGCUGUCCGUUCCCACCAUCGGGAUCGGCGCCGGCGCCGGCUGCUCGGGGCAAGUCCUCGUCCAGACGGACAUGACGGGCAACUUCCCCCCCGGGAGGUACCUGCCCAAGUUUGUCAAGAAGUACGGCGACGUCUGGGGCGAGGCAAUAAAGGCCAUUGAGGCGUACCGGGAAGACGUCAAGAACCGGGCCUAUCCUGCCCCAGAACACACCUAUCCGAUGCCGCAGGACGAGUUUGAUGCGUUUGAGAAGGCUGUCAAAGAGAUAUGA